Molecule: messenger RNA, 1830 nt
Organism: Syngnathus acus (greater pipefish)
Lineage: Eukaryota; Metazoa; Chordata; Actinopteri; Syngnathiformes; Syngnathidae
Product: dTDP-D-glucose 4,6-dehydratase-like
Exons: 11
Coding region: 169-1206 (345 amino acids)
Biological process (GO): nucleotide-sugar metabolic process
Molecular function (GO): dTDP-glucose 4,6-dehydratase activity
Source: RefSeq, a predicted model, not a curated record
GUGUCAACACUACCGUAAACCAUCACCUAGUGUCGUGCUUACCAUUAUGAACCUGUCCUGUCACAAACGUGUUUUUCAAGAUUACGAAGUUAGAAGUGAAACCCAAAGACGAUCGUGUAUAGCAAUUUCAACAUUAAUACGCGUACGAGACUAUAAGUGAAGGAACUGAUGGACUCCAUCCGAACUGUUUUAGUGACUGGGGGUUCUGGGUUUAUUGGCUCUCACCUUGUGUGUUCACUGGUUCAAAAGCAUCCCGAAUGGAAAAUUUUAAACUUGGAUAAUCUAGAUUACUGCUGCAGCCCAAGAAGUCUGGACAGUAUUAAAAACACAGCCAACUACACUUUUAUCAAGGGCGAUGUAUGUAACGCCCAGCUGGUGAACCACAUCUUCAACUCUCACAAAAUUGACAUCAUCUUCCACUUGGCCGCCAAAACCCACGUUGAUUCAUCCUUCCAAAGCCCAGCCAUUUUCCAGCACGUUAACAUCCACGGCACGCGUGUUUUACUGGCAGCUGCCACUCAGACACGCCACAGGCUUCAGUGCUUCAUCUACGCCAGCAGUGAUGAAGUGUACGGAUCGAGUCUAGAUGAGGAAUUUGAUGAGAACAGUCCAAUGAGGCCUUCCAAUCCAUAUUCUUCCUCAAAGGCAGCUGCAGAGCACCUGGUCAGGUUGUACUGGGAAAAGUAUAAGCUUCCUGUCAUCAUCACAAGGAGCAACAACAUCUACGGUCCCAAGCAAUACAUUGAGAAGGUCAUCCCUAAAUUUCUAACGCUUUUGCAAAUGCGCAAGAAAUGUACCAUUCACGGAACCCUCCCUAAAUCUCGCCAUUUCCUGUUCGUCGACGAUACGGUCAACGCCUUCCUCCUGCUUCUGGAGAAAGGGAUUGUGGGAGAAGUCUACAACAUCGGCUCAAACUUUGAGAUAGCCAUCGUGCAACUAGCCAGGGAACUUGUCAAGAUGGUAAAAAACGUGCCAGAUGCCGAGCUGAACGACUGGCUGGAGUUUGUGCCAGACAGGCCGAAGGUCGACAUCCGCUACCCUAUCAAAUGCGAAAAGCUUCAGCAGUUGGGCUGGAAGGCCAAAGUCUCCUGGUCUGAUGGUAUCAAACGGACUGUCAAAUGGUACCAGGACCACCCAGACUUUUGGUCGGACACACCGGAGGGCCCGGGAGAAAUUCCAAGCACGUUGGAAGAUACCAACCAAUAGCGGACCGAGUGAAGUCGUCCUGCAGUGUACCGCCUUGUUGGACCAACAGGGGGCGCAGCCUCACUUGACCAAAGCACUGUGAAGUCAACUUGAACACACUUGGUCUCAGGAGACAUUAACAAGUGGUGGAAUUUUUACCUCAAUUCUUACCUCAACUGACCAGUUGUGUUUACUGUCCAUUUCUCCAUCCGUCCAAGCUGGGCUCAGGUCGUCCAGCCACUUUUUUCCCAGAUCUUUUGCUGACGGAAACACACGCUAGCAGCUGUUUGUUCGCGGGGGCUCAUUCCUCUAAUUGCACGUUCCUAGCUUUUCAGUUUGCAUGCUAGCGUCCGCCAGCAGAAAUUCCAUUGAGGAGGCAGAAAUGUUUUGAGCUAAUGAGACAAUGUCAUCUGCGAAAGAUCGCAUCACCCCAUUGACGUUUAAGUACGAGAAAGACGAGAAUAGGUCGUGUGAUGACUUAUCUUGGAUUUAUCUAGUACUGGGUGACAAGAUGCAUACUGAAUGUUAUCUUUAAUUUAUUCAACUUUCGAGUUAAAGCAAUGAUUGUAAAUACUUUAGGAUAAUUUUUGUUUUAAGUUCCCAGGGCUCCAUAAUGGAUGAGCAAUAAAACUAUUUUGGACAUCA